AUGAGACCAUUGCUUUUGCUGUUGUUUUCCUCGUUGGCUGCGUUGGCGCUAGCCGCCGGUGUCUAUGAGCACAAAUUGGUGAAAAUCGAGUCAAGAAGGAAGCGAAUGAUGAGAGAUGGAACCUGGAAGCAGCACUUGGCCAAGAAGCGAGCGAUCAAAGCUUUGCGACCGAAUCAACGAGACACUUAUCCACAAAAAGUUUACGAUUGGGAUGACGAAGAGUACCUUGGAAAUAUCACAAUGGGAACACCCGAACAACCGUUUUUGGUGGUUUUGGACACUGGUUCAUCGAAUCUCUGGGUGCCCGACUCAUCGUGUGAUGGGCCAGUGAAUUGUGCUCACUGUGUUCAACUCGGUUUCCUUUGCUCGCUCGCUUGCGAUGAUCCGAAUUGUUGCCGGGGAACCGCUGGGUCGCCAAAAAUCCGAGGAGCCUGCGAUGGGAAGAGAAAAUUCGAUCAAACUAAAUCCAGCACUUAUAAGGCAAAUGGUCGCUCGUGGAAAAUUCAAUAUGGAACGGGAGAUGCUGAGGGAUUUUUGGGUAUCGAUACUCUGCGAUUCGGUGAAGCGAACACCAAGCAACUCGUCGUCCCGGUCACCACUUUUGGACAAGCACUUGAUAUUGCUGACUUUUUUGCUGGUGAUCCAAUCGACGGAAUUCUCGGCUUGGCUUUCAACGCAAUCGCCGUCGAUGAAGUCAUUCCCCCAUUAGUCAAUGCAAUCAACCAAGGAAUCCUCGAGCAACCGAUUUUCACCGUUUACCUCAUGCACAUGUUUGAUGGAGAAAACGUUUAUGGCGGUGUGUACACGUACGGAGGAAUUGAUACGCAAAAUUGUGGAAGCCUCAUCGCUUAUCAGCCACUCACACAUGCCACUUAUUGGCAAUACAAGAUUGGGCACAUCUCCGCCGGCGGUUUCGACACGCAAGCCAACUUCUAUCAAGCGAUUUCUGACACUGGCACCUCAUUCAUUGGAGGACCCCAAUAUGACACGGAUAAGAUCGCCGCCGGAUAUGGAGCUCAAUGGGAUGAUCAGAAUGAGGUCUACCGAAUCGAUUGCAACGCAAACAUUGGGCCAUUUGCCGUAACCAUCGCUGACCAGACUUACAACAUCCAGAAAAAUAAUAUGAUCGUGCCGGGCGAGAAGAAAGGUCAAUGUUGGUUGGCUUUAUUCCCAUUCCAAUCAUUAAUGCUUCCGCCACAAUGGAUUCUCGGUGAUCCAUUUAUUAGACAGUACUGUCACGUGUUUGAUUAUGGUCGUCAACGACUCGGCUUUGCUCCAAGUAAACAGCCA
Mesorhabditis belari is the source of this 1290-nucleotide messenger RNA. Lineage: Eukaryota; Metazoa; Nematoda; Chromadorea; Rhabditida; Rhabditidae. The record is from the annotation of a GenBank genome assembly.